AUGGAAGAGCAGCUUAAAUUAGUGGAAGACGAGAGGCGCUUACGAGUGCGUGAGAUCGAAGAGAAGAGAGAAAUGAAGCUUCGCGAGAACGCGGAACUAGCAAGACGGCUAGAUGAGAAGAAAAAAUUAGCCGAAGAGGAAAGCAUCCUUCGGGAGAGAGAAUUGAAAAGUGAAGAAGAAAUGAGAGUGCUGGAGCAAAGCGUGCUCCGUGAGGCGCUAGAGAAAAAGCGCGAACUGAUGCUGCAAGCCUCGCGCACUAGCCGCAUGGGCUCAGAAUGUAGCUACAGUGAGAAAAUUAUGUGCUGGUUAAACGAGAGCAAAGGAAUGACUGGAGCAAAAUCGAUGCCGAAUAAGGAUAUUCCUUACAGCUCCGGCUCUACAGUUUCAAGCGUUAAACCCAUCGCGACAUCAAGCGCUACAAAAAGAGAGAAAGAGAUGGUUGGUUCGAGACAAGAAGAGGAAGUGUAUGACGCACCAUCGCGACGACAGGUUGCCGCUCGCCAAGUGCUUGGCAAGGAUGUACCACAUUUCAACGGCAACCCAGAAGAUUGGCCCAUUUUUAUUAGCAUGUUUGAAGAGUCGACGAAAACCUGCGGGUUUAGUCAAGCAGAAAACCUGAUUAGACUGCAACGAAGUUUAAGGGGAAACGCUCUCGAACUAGUUAAAGGCCAACUUACGUUGAAAGAAAACGUGCCCGAAGUGCUAGAAACUCUAAGGAUGGUAGCUAAAACCAUUUAUGCCUUCGUAGAUGAAGGAUCGUCGUUCUCCCUAAUCGACGAAUCGAUCGCCAGAGAGUUGAAUGCUUACGGAUCGAAAUCCCCGCUAACGCUUCAAUGGACGGGGCAAGUGACGCGAUCUGAACCAAACUCCGAAAGAGUACAACUGCAAAUCUCUGGUGAAGAUAAAACCUCCAAAUUCAGAUUAGAAAACGUGCGGACGGUUAGCAGUCUCUUACUACCGUCGCAGACGCUGAACUAUGGAGUGCUUAAAAGACGAUUUCCCCAUCUAACAGGGUUACCCAUUACAAACUACGAAAGCGUGCAACCUCAACUUUUAAUCGGGCUAGAUAACAUUCGACUGGGUGUGCCAUUAAAACUUCGCGAAGGACGUUCAACGGAACCGAUUGCGGCUAUGUGCCGCCUGGGUUGGUCAAUAUAUGGAGGAAACGGAGGUGGUACAGCGCAGACACCUAUUGUCAAUUUUCAUGUAGCGCCCGCUACGGAUAGUGACUUUGCGCUAAAUGAGCAGCUGCGAGACUACUUCACGAUGGAAGAUUUCGGGACUUCGAUUCCUCGUGGGAUCCUUGAUUCGGAAGAGGAAAAACGUUCAAAACGAUUGUUAGAAGAAACGACGCGCAGAGUAGGACCCGGAAAUCAUUUCGAGACGGGUCUACUGUGGAAUACAGACUGCCCUAACUUUCCCGAUAGCUACCCUAUGGCAGUUAAGCGUAUGGAGUCGUUGGAGAGGAAAUUUAUACAGAUGCCAAAGUUGGAAGCGAAAGUUCGUGAAACCAUCGCCGACUACGAAGCUAAAGGUUAUGCGCACAAGGCCACCCUAGAAGAACUGUCCUGUGUUGAAGCUGGAAGAAUUUGGUAUUUACCGCUGGGAGUUGUACACAAUCCGAAAAAGCCAAAUAAGAUUAGACUAAUCUGGGAUGCAGCAGCAAAGGUCGCAGGAGUGUCGUUCAACUCGAGAAUGCUUAAGGGACCCGAUCUGCUCACACCGCUCCCGCAAGUGCUAAGCCAUUUCCGCCAACACCCGGUAGCUGUCGCCGGAGACAUAAUGGAGAUGUUUCAUCAAAUCAGGAUUCGUGAUCCUGAUCGCCAAUCACAACGCUUUGUUUACCGCAAGAAGCCAGGCGAUCCCGUCGAAGUAUACGUGAUGGACGUGGCAACAUUCGGUUCGGCAUGUUCUCCGGCCUCGGCGCAGUACGUAAAGAAUAAGAACGCCAUGGAGCAUGCAAAAGAAUUUCCACGAGCCACCGAAGCAAUCAUUAGAAACCAUUAUGUGGAUGAUUACCUGCAGAGUUUCACGACGGUUGAAGAAGCUAUAGAGGUCGUGAAAGAAGUUAAACUUGUGCAUUCGAAGGGAGGAUUCACGGUACGACGUUUCCUUUCGAACUCAUCGGAUGUACUUAAGAGUGUAGGAGACCCAGCAGAAGAAACUACCAAGAAUCUGAUGAUAGAACGAGGAGAAGACACAGGGUCCGUAUUGGGGAUGAAAUGGAAGAUAGAAGAAGAUGUGUUCGUAUUCUCAUUCGCGACCAACGAGAAUAUCCGACACAUAAUUCGCGAGGAACAUGUUCCUACGAAGCGUGAAGUGUUGAAGGUAGUUAUGAGUUUGUUUGACCCUAUGGGACUUAUAUCCUUCUUCCUAGUGCACGGGAAGAUACUCAUCCAGGAGAUCUGGAUGAAAGGCAUCGGAUGGGAUGAAGAAAUACCAGCGGAUCUGUACAAGCGAUGGCGAGAGUGGACCGACCUAUUUCCUCGUUUAGAUGGAAUACAUGUACCGAGGUGCUACUUCAAAUCACCGCACCCAAACUGCCUCGAAACUCUGCAGUUGCAUGUGUUCGUCGACGCCAGUGAGACAGCGUAUUCCGCUGUAGCAUACUUCCGCGUCGAGACAAAGGGAGUGAUCCAAGUAGGACUCAUAGGAGGAAAAACCAAGGUCGCCCCACUCAAAACGAUUUCCAUCCCUAAACUCGAACUGAAAGCUGCUGUCCUCGGUUGUCGAAUGGCGACAAUAAUAAAAGAACAUCAUUCGUUCAAGAUCAAACAGCAGUACUUGUGGAGCGAUGCCGGCGUUUGCUUGGCGUGGAUAAAAUCGUCAAACCCUCGGCGAUACCAGCAGUUUGUGUCAGUGCGGGUGGGUGAAAUCUUAACAACAACAGAUCCACAAGACUGGAGAUGGGUACCAUCUAAGCAGAAUGUUGCCGAUCUAGCUACAAAGUGGAACACCGGACCUGAAGUGACGAUGGAUAACUCAUGGUUCCAUGGCCCGCCCUUCCUACACGAACCCGAAGACCAGUGGCCACCAAAACGCUCGAUUUCCGACACAGAUGAGAACGCCCGUGUGAUACACAUGCAUAUCAGUCAAGUAGGGCAUCCGAUCGACCCGACACGAUUCAGCACCUGGAGAAAGCUGCUAAGAUCAAGCGCGUUGGUACCAUCAGAAGUAUCGGCACGCAAAUGGGGAAACAGUAGUGAACGAGAUACGACAACGCUUCGAUAUACCCAACCUCCGAGCAGUGGUAGGAAGGGUGGCUAA
Anopheles moucheti is the source of this 3267-nucleotide messenger RNA. RefSeq lists its product as uncharacterized. Bases 1 to 3267 code for a protein of 1088 amino acids. Lineage: Eukaryota; Metazoa; Arthropoda; Insecta; Diptera; Culicidae. The record is from RefSeq and is a predicted model, not a curated record. The transcript is spliced from 3 exons.